UAAGCGAUGAGGAAGUUUUAACUUAUACUGUUGAACCUGUCAGUUUCGAAAGGAUGCGACUUCCGCACCGAUUUCUUUCCGUGCUUCCAUUUGUUGACAACUCAUGCUCAAAAUAAGAAGACAAAAUGGGAGAACGAAUGGAUUCUCUUGACUUCGGCUGAGGGCGUCCGGUCGUUGAACCCACAUGGCCUUCCCACAAAAUGGAUCCUGGGACUGGAACCGUGCACAAGAGGGCGGCACCGUCAUGGGCGAUCGAGGCAAGGGCGGCCACCGCAGUGGGCGAGGGGUGGAGUACAACAUCUGGGAGGAGAACCACCAUCUUUACAUGGACAACCUGCGGCUCUGGGACUGCCUGACCCUCGUGCGCAGCGAGCCGUCCCUGGGGUGCCAGAACGCUAUCAACCUGGUCUUCGGUCUCCAGGAGAACGAGUAUCUCAUUUCUUUUCCGGACACCCACCAACUGAUGAGGACGAGGUUCCCCAAUGGUAUGCUGUACCACAACAACGCCGAGGAGACGAUGCUAGAGAACAGCAAGCUCAGGGACGAGAACGCCAGGCUGCAUGCGGCUGUGUGGGUGCUCAGGGACAACCCCACCCUCCAGGCCGAUGCUACGGUUGCUGCUAUAUUCCGGUUGGAUGAGGCACAGUUCCAGAGCAAGUUUCAUGUCGAAUACGACAACCUGGGCACGGAGUCCCUGAGGUCCCAGGAUAAGGCCGCCUACAACACGACCUCCAACAAAGUCGUCCUGGCCUCACUAGACUUGGGGGCUGACCACAACAUGGCCAUACAGCUGACCAACCAGCCCAUCCAAGUGGGACACGCCUCUGCCCGUAGGUGUCGCUCCGCCUCCAACCGGCGCCAUCAUGGGUAUCGAGCCCCCCUCUCCGUCAUUGCAUCACGUAAGAGAAGCGGAAGUGCCUUAAGCCAGAGGAACUUCACAGCCAACUGGAGACCCAGCCCGUCUAUGGAGGGCGAGAGAUUUCUUGGAAUACCCAGCGAAGACAUGCACGUCAAUUUGUACGCCAAGCGCCCCCCUCGGGCUAAAAAGGGGAAACCCCACAACCGGGUUCGGAAAUUCGUAUCUGAUGAUGUAAUUUCCAACACCGAAGGCCGCCUUACCUCGAUUAGCUCAACAGAAAUACUGAGUUGUAAAUCAGACAGCCUUGGCCAGGAGCAUGGGGCAUGGACGUUGGUUAGAAGCAUCUCUUACCUUCAAGGUCAAGACAGGAACAACUGCCACAUCGCUGAUGAACUGGAUGAACUAGAUCAAGACAGGAACAACUGUCACAUCGCUGGUGAACUAGGUCAAGACAGGAACAACAGCCACAUCGCUGAUGAACUGGAUGAACUAGAUCAAGACAGGAACAACUGUCACAUCGCUGGUGAACUAGGUCAAGACAGGAACAACAGCCACAUCGCUGAUGAACUGGAUGAACUAAUCGACUGCUUUUUAAACUGCCGGCAAAAUUUCAACGAAAACGAUCCCGAGAAUAUGGACAUGUUCUGGGAAGAAUACGCUAGAGGCAACGUAAACAGAAACAUGAAGAACGAUUCACAAACUUCUUUAAACUCGCCUGGCAUUUCCGGAACUGCAGACGCCGUAAAUCGGAUGAGCAUUACGUCAGCUGAACCUGUACAAUUACCCAAACUCGCUAGCGUGGUCUCCCUUCACGGCAGUGACGUCAAACCUCUGGGAACCGACAUUGCAGUCGCGGUUGAAAGUCUUGAGCAAAGAGCGCACGCCAGCCGCCCUUUAUCCGCAAAGAAACGCGAUUUUAAAACUGCGAGGAUGGUGAAUUUAAACAAAAUGGCGGAGAUACUUAAAGCAGAAAAAUACGAGUUGGGAAACCGAAACAAAUCUCAAAUUCGAAGCCGGAAUAAUUCGGGAAAACUGUCUCACAAUACGAAUAAUAAGUUGACACCCAGUCCGAGUUUGGAGUUUAUCUUAAGCGACAGUAACGUCUCAAAACCCCGGCAGGGAUACAGAAGAGUCAGCUCAUUCGGUGUGAAAAUAAGCGACAUGUCUAAGAAAAACAAGAUACAUUUCAAAGGGCACCACCCCUCGGAAGUCAUUGAAAUAAAGAAGGAUAAGGACUUCAUUUCGCCGGAACCGGAAAUCUACUUCGCAGACGCGCCGGCGCCAGAACCCAAAACCGGACCUCGGCAGUACCCCGUGGCGACGUACUACACCGUCAAGCACUUCCUGGACCGACACCGGUGGCUUACCCACGCCGACCUUUAUACUAAGUCUUCCUUGACCUUCUUCACGAGGGAGAUCACUCCGUCCACCGUGGCCAUAUCGAACGCCGACUACCUCGUCAGGCCCCAGACCGUCGCCUCGAAGAAUUACACUCUGGACACCCCGCAGCCCGCGCCGGCUGAAGCUGUCGAGACCAGUUGCCGAGAAAGGGAGAAAUCACCGAGACGAUCCUUCGCCAGUCCAUCAUCCAAAAGGCCGAGCCAGCCGGUGCAUAUCUCUCGCCAGCUUUUGCCACCUGCACGUCUGAAAGACUUCCCCGCACUCAAAGCUCGCUGCCUAGCCAAUGACAGACUCCGCCUUCUGAAAGACAUGGGCAGCUAUAAAUACACCAAACCGCUAGCCGACAUGCUCAAACGUAACGUCUGCCCGGAGCCAAAAAUAGAGAUUGCGCCCUCCCCCAUCUCAAGGUCUUCCAUCAACCUGAGCAAGGCCUACUCCGAGCGGAGCAUCAUGAGCAAUAUUUCCAAGAAGACGGUCUCGGUGAGCCUGUCUCAGAAAUAGAUGACCCCAGCCUCGGCACGCUUAGAAACAAUGUGUGUCGUUCCAUCACUAGAGGCUAUGGCUGUAGCAGGAGUAGUCAGCACUAUAGCUGUGAAGGUUUCGUUUAUUUGCCUCCAAACU
Physella acuta is the source of this 2881-nucleotide messenger RNA. RefSeq lists its product as uncharacterized. NCBI's taxonomy places the organism in Eukaryota, Metazoa, Mollusca, Gastropoda, Physidae. The record is from RefSeq and is a predicted model, not a curated record.